Messenger RNA from Carassius gibelio (silver crucian carp), 2316 nucleotides. RefSeq names its product solute carrier family 2, facilitated glucose transporter member 5. The transcript is spliced from 12 exons. Gene Ontology annotation, cellular component: membrane. The record is from RefSeq and is a predicted model, not a curated record. Gene Ontology annotation, molecular function: hexose transmembrane transporter activity. The coding region runs from base 86 to 1621 and encodes 511 amino acids. NCBI's taxonomy places the organism in Eukaryota, Metazoa, Chordata, Actinopteri, Cypriniformes, Cyprinidae. Gene Ontology annotation, biological process: monosaccharide transmembrane transport.
CUCCAAUGUCCAAAGUACCAUAUAAAGAUAGAGCUGUCAUUUCUUUUCGCUGGUGUUCUGUCUGACCGUGUUGUAGAUUUAAAGCAUGAAGGAAAAGAUGGACAUGGAGAAAAGUGAGAGGAAGGGGAGAGUGACGCUGAUCCUGGCUGCAGCUUCUCUGAUCACCGGAUUUGGUUCGUCUUUUCAAUAUGGAUACAAUGUGGCUGUGAUCAACUCACCUGCCCAGGAAAUGAAGCUGUUCUACACCCGAAUAUAUGAGGAUCGUUACGGUCCAAUGACAGACAAUCUCCUGACCCUCCUGUGGUCCGUAACUGUGUCCAUGUACCCACUGGGAGGGUUUUUUGGAUCUCUCAUGGUAGCCCCAUUGGUGAACAAAUUCGGGAGAAAAGGCACACUCCUGUUCAACAACAUCUUCUCUAUUGUUCCUGCUAUAAUGAUGGGUGUGAGUGAGAUGGCAGGGUCAUUUGAAAUCAUCAUUGCUGCACGCUUUAUAGUGGGCAUCUGUGCAGGCCUGUCCUCCAAUGUGGUGCCCAUGUAUUUAGGAGAAAUCGCACCCAAGAAUUACAGGGGGGCCAUCGGAAUAGUGCCGCAGCUUUUCAUCACCGUUGGCAUCCUUGUUGCCCAAGUGUUCGGUAUUCGUAAUAUCCUGGGAAAUAAGGAAGGCUGGCCCAUCAUGUUGAGUUUCACAGGGAUUCCAGCCGCCAUUGAGCUGCUGCUUCUGCCUUACUUCCCUGAGAGCCCACGCUACAUGCUCAUACAGAAGGGGGAUGAAAAAACUGCCAGGAAAGGACUGCAGCGGCUGCGUGGCUGGGAGGAUGUAGAUGAGGAGCUGUGCGAGAUGCGUGUGGAGGAACAGUCAGAGCGAGCAGAAGGUCGACUCUCUGUGCUUAACCUCUUCACCUUCCGCUCGCUGCGCUGGCAGCUGCUGUCUGUAAUCUUCAUGAACAUGGGCCAACAACUGUCAGGAGUCAAUGCCAUUUAUUAUUAUGCUGACAGCAUCUAUAGCUCAGCAGGAGUGGCUGACGAUCACGUUCAGUAUGUGACGGCGGGAACAGGAGCAGUUAAUGUCUUUAUGACAAUAGCAGCCGUGUUCAUAGUGGAGAAAUCUGGUAGAAGGUUGUUGCUACUGAUCGGCUUUGGUGUCUGCUGUGGAGCCUGUGUUCUCCUGACCAUAGCACUCUACUUCCAGACUACACUGGACUGGAUGCCCUAUGUCAGCAUCGUCUGUGUCAUUAUUUAUGUCAUCGGACAUGCUAUCGGCCCAAGUCCUAUUCCUAAUGUAAUCACCACAGAGAUGUUCCGGCAGUCUUCUAGACCACCAGCAUUUAUGGUGGCUGGCACAGUUCACUGGCUCUCAAACUUCACAGUCGGCCUGGUCUUCCCCUUUCUAGAGACAGGCCUGGGUGCUUUCAGUUUCAUCAUUUUUGCCUGCAUCUGUCUUGCCACACUUAUCUACAUCUGGGUGGUCAUGCCAGAGACCAAAAACAAGACCUUUCUGGAGACCAGCAAGCUUUUUGCUCAUAGAAACAAGGUGGAUAUUGUGGCAGAGGCUGGGGACUCUGUGAUCAAAGAGACCAGCGUGGAAAGAGGCAAAGAGGAAAUUAAAAACACAUUACUCUGAAUGGAUAAGGGGUCGUUUACACAGGACAUGUUCUUGUGUAUGUCUACAAUGCUUCGAACUGUUUUAAUGCAGUUUAUUUUUCAGUGUAUGCCAGGGUUUUGAGAGCAAGACCAGGUCAUGUAUUUUAACAUCAAAAUAUUGUGCCAUCUCAUUGUCAUCUGUAUUUAGGGUAUUCACAUAUAAGAUUAUUCAAGAAAAGAAAAACAUGUUUUAAAAAUCAGGUUUAAAAUGCAUGUCCCAAGUUCUUGCAUUCAUAGUAUUUUCAUAUGAUUUUUGAAAACUUUUAUACAAAGUUCAACAAAAGAUUUAAUUUAAUGACAACUGAUGUAAUCAUCACGUGUUAAGUAAUAUAUUUUAUAUAUAUAUUUUUAUGAUAUGAAGUAUUGUGUACAAAUUUUAUUUAGCAUGAAUAAUUCUUUAUAAUAACUGUCAUUGCAUAUUUUAUAAUAAUGCCAUGUCAUAAAGGUCAAAUGAUCUUUUAAGAGACUUUUUGACCUCAAGGGUCUGCAGGUGUCCUUUAUUGAAUAUAAUUUUUUGUUUAAUGUUUUUUGCAUUUUUCUAUAUGUUUGUUGCAUCAUAUGACUUUGAUUUGGACAAAAAAAUUUCAGAUAUUUAUCUUUUUUAAUGAAGGUGCCUCACAGCUAAAUUCCUUUUCUAAGAAGUAAUAAUUAAAGAUUUUAUUAUUUAAAAAUGUU